Molecule: messenger RNA, 3355 nt
Organism: Dipodomys spectabilis (banner-tailed kangaroo rat)
Lineage: Eukaryota; Metazoa; Chordata; Mammalia; Rodentia; Heteromyidae
Gene: Xiap
Product: X-linked inhibitor of apoptosis
Exons: 7
Coding region: 149-1639 (496 amino acids)
Cellular component (GO): nucleus; cytoplasm
Source: RefSeq, a predicted model, not a curated record
CAGGGCCGGGCCCUGGCCUAAGAAUAGGACGGACGCUGCCCGGUGUCGUUUGGAGGCCCAGAAGUGGAGGUACUUCGUUCCGGACACCGGCUUCUUUCAGGGGCACGGACCUGCUGGAAAAGUGGACAAGUCCUGUUUUCAAGAGAAGAUGACGUUUAACAAUUGUGAAGGAUCUAAAACUUGUAUACCUGCAGACAUCAAUAAGGAUGAAGAAUUUGUAGAAGAAUUUAAUAGAUUAAAAACUUUUACUAAUUUUCCAAGCAAUAGUCCUGUGGCAGCAUCAACAUUAGCACGGGCAGGUUUUCUUUAUACUGGUGAAGGAGAUACUGUGCAGUGCUUUAGUUGUCAUGCAGCAGUAGAUAGAUGGCAGUAUGGAGACUCAGCAGUUGGAAGACAUAGGAAGGUAUCCCCAAAUUGCAGAUUUAUCAACGGCUUUUAUUUUGAAAGCAGUGCAGCACAAUCUUCAAAUCCUGGGGUCCAAAAUGGUCAGUACAAAGCUGAAAACUAUCUGGGAAGCAGAAAUCAUUUCACUCUAGACAGGCCUCCUGAAACUCAUGCAGACUAUCUUCUGAGAACUGGGCAGAUUGUAGAUAUUUCAGACACUAUAUACCCAAGGAACCCUUCCAUGUGUAGUGAAGAAGCCCGAUUAAAAUCAUUCCACAAUUGGCCAGACUAUGCUCACUUAACCCCCAGAGAGUUAGCUAGUGCUGGACUCUACUACACAGGUAUAGAUGACCAAGUGCAGUGUUUUUGUUGUGGUGGAAAACUGAAAAAUUGGGAACCCUGUGACCGUGCCUGGUCAGAGCACAGACGGCACUUUCCUAAUUGCUUCUUUGUUUUGGGCCGCAACGUUAAUGUUCGAAGUGAGCCUGAUGUAAGUUCUGAUAGAAAUUACCCCAAUUCAACACAUCUUCCAAGAAAUCCAGCCAUGGCCAAUUAUGAAGCACGGAUCAUUACUUUUGGAACGUGGAUAUACUCAGUUAACAAGGAGCAACUUGCAAGUGCUGGAUUUUAUGCUUUAGGUGAAGGUGAUAAAGUGAAGUGCUUUCACUGUGGCGGAGGGCUAACUGAUUGGAAGCCCAGUGAAGACCCUUGGGAACAACAUGCCAAGUGGUAUCCAGGCUGUAAAUAUUUAUUGGAAGAGAAGGGACAAGAAUAUAUAAACAAUAUUCAUUUAACCCAUUCAACUGAGGAGUCUCUGGUAAGAACUGCUGAAAAAACACCAUCACUAACUCAAAGAAUCGAUGAUACUAUCUUCCAGAAUCCUAUGGUACAGGAAGCUAUAAGAAUGGGAUUCAGUUUUAAGGAUAUUAAGAAAAUAAUGGAGGAAAAAAUUCAGACAUCUGGGAGCAACUAUAUAUCACUUGAAAUUCUGGUUGCAGAUCUAGUGAAUGCUCAGAAAGAUAAUACACAAGAUGAAUCAAGUCAGACGUCAUUGCAGAAAGAAAUUAGUACUGAAGAGCAGCUAAGGCGCCUGCAAGAAGAAAAACUUUGCAAAAUCUGUAUGGAUAGAAACAUUGCUGUAGUUUUUAUUCCUUGUGGACAUCUGGUCACUUGUAAACAAUGUGCUGAAGCAGUGGACAAAUGUCCCAUGUGCUACACAGUCAUUACUUUCAAGCAAAAAAUUUUUAUGUCUUAACCUAGCACCACAAUAGGCAUGUUAUGUUCUUCUUAAGACCCUGAUUGAAUAUGUGAUGUGAAUGAACAUUAAGUAAUCAGUAUUGAAUUCAAUUUGCAUUUGCUACCAAGUGAAAACAAAUGUAAAUACCAUUAUUUUAAUUGGCAGUCUAAGCAUUGAAUAUCUGGAUUUUCAGGUUAUUUAACUGUAUCAUAUAUCCAGUUAUUUUUUAUUUUUAUUCAAUUGAAGCCCUACAUUAAGAAGCAACUUAUUAUAGUUGAUCACAGUGUGUAUUUGUAGCACACUGGCUUAGUUUCUAUGAAUAAGUGAAUUGAUCAUUUGAAUUUUUCGUUCAUUUCAGAGAAGUUUAACAAGUGGAGCGUUCUGUGUGAAUGUUGAGAUUAGUGCUAAUCUCCUCAAUCACAUAAGUUGUUCUGUGUGAAAAUGGAAUGAACUAUUCCACAUGUAGAAAGACAGACAUUAUCUUUAGAUGUUUGUCUUUAUGUUUUAGGAUAACAUUUUCUUUUAAAAUUAUAAUCAUGUGUGUAAACAACUUGGGAGCAGUACUGUGGCUUGAACUCAGUGCUUUGUGUUUAACAGCAGGCAUUCGACCUCUUGAAUCAUGCCUUUAGCCCUUUUGCUUUAGUUGUUAUUUGUUUUUUGUUUUUGAGAUCUGUCUGGGCCACCUUGGACCACAAUCUUCCUAUUUAUACUUUCAGCUGUAGCUGGGAUGGUGGGCACAUAUUACCAUGCCCAGCUUUUUCUGUUGAGAUGGAAUCACACAAACUUUUUGGUACAACUGGAGCUAUGGUCCUCCCCAUCUCUGCCUUCAAUGUAGCUAGAAUACAGGUGUGAGCCACUGGCACCCAACCUGUGUAAAUAUUUUUCUUUUUUAAGAUUCUACCACAUCUAAAAGGAUGUUUAAUGAUUGACUACCACUUAGACAACAUAUACUAACAUGGAAAGAUAUAAAUGCAAUGGCAAAAUAAUAUGUAUAGUAUGAGCCAAAUCAAGGUGUCUGUGUAUUUUGUAUAUAGAACAAAAUAUUUGGAAAGAUUAUAUACUAAACUCUUAAAUGUGAUUUUUCUUCUUGGGGGGAGGGGAAGGGUUGGGUCCUAGGGGCUUACAGGAGUCCUUCACUUCCUUUUUAGUUUGUUUGAAUUUUUGUAAGUGUGUAUUGCUUUUGUAAUCAGAAUUUUUAGGAAGUAUUUUACUGAUUUAAAGGCUUAGGCAUGUUCAAACGCCUGCAAAACUACUUAUGGCUCAGUUUUAGUUUUUCAUAAUUCAGGAAGUCAGAGCACUUAACCUUUUUGGUGCCAAUGUGAAAUUCAAAUAUUUCUGUUUUCCCUGCUUUGUGGGUGAAAACUAUUUCUGAGUGGUAGUUUUCUAACAGGUAGACCAUGUCUUCUUAUCUUUUUUCAAAAUAAAUAUUCUGAUUUUGUAAGAUGAAAUAUAAAAUAUGUCUCAGAUCUUCCAAUUAAUUAGUAAGGAUUCAUCCUUAAUCCUUGCUAGUUUAAGCCUGCCUAAGUCACUUUACUAAAAUAUCUUUGUUAAUCCAGUAUUUUAAACAUUUGUCUGCUUAUGUAGGUAAAGUAGAAGCAUGUAUGAAUCCUGCUUGUAGUUACAGUGACAGCUUUCCUAGUUGAAAUUGUUGUAUCCUAAAGUUUUGUGUGAAUUUUUACUGUUAGUAUGGUUAAGAUGUAUAUAUGGAGAACAAGGUGUUGUCUUCACUUACAU